This is a messenger RNA of Homarus americanus (American lobster), 1779 nucleotides long. Its product is annotated as phenoloxidase-activating factor 3-like. Gene Ontology annotation, biological process: proteolysis. Gene Ontology annotation, molecular function: serine-type endopeptidase activity. The transcript is spliced from 8 exons. Bases 25 to 1224 code for a protein of 399 amino acids. The record is from RefSeq and is a predicted model, not a curated record. NCBI's taxonomy places the organism in Eukaryota, Metazoa, Arthropoda, Malacostraca, Decapoda, Nephropidae.
GAGCAGUGGUUCGCUAAGAGCAGGAUGAGUCGCACGUCAAGCCUUGCAGUGUUGUUGGCAGCCAUGGUGGUGGUGGUAACGGCCGGGGCCAGUCGCUCCAGGCAGGCGAGACAAGCCUCCAAAUGUGGCCCAGAAGAGCCCUGCAUAUCGUACAAGAGUUGCCCGUUCUUCGCUGAUCGUCUAAGUGGAAGACCUACUCGGGAAACACUUAGAUUAUUUAGAAAGGCCAGGUGUGAUAACAGCCGUUCGAACCCAAAGGUGUGUUGCCCAGACUCCAACACAGGACCGGUCACCACUGUCACGCCCAGUCCUACCCCCAGUCCUACCCCCAGUCCUACCCCCAGACCUAACCCCGACCCUACCCUCACCCAAGGACCUACAGUUAAUCCCUCUGUGGGUGAACAUCUCCUGCCUGCUGAAUGUGGAGUAGGCAAUAUUGAUGUCAAGAUCUUCAACGGUGAAGAUGCAACUAUGGGAGAGUACCCGUGGAUGGCCAUACUCGGGUUUGGAAGUCAGUCCCAGCCAACUUGGGGGUGUGGAGGUGCGCUGAUCACUGAGAGAUACGUCCUUACUGCUGCUCACUGUCUGGACCUAGCGCUUACAAACAACCUACCAUUAGCGACGAUAAGACUCGGGGAACACAAUCUUGGCACAGACCCAGACUGUGUACCUCUGCCAAAGGAUGUUGCCGGCGAGGACUGUGCUCCACCCGCUCAGGACUUUACUCCCGAGCAAACGAUCCGUCACCCCUCCUUCAACAACCGCGGGGUAUUCAACGAUGAUAUAGGUCUCAUCAGGCUCAAUCGGAAGGUCAACUUUAACUCAAACAUCAAGCCUAUCUGCCUGCCUCCCUCUGGCAUCGAUGUCCAAGCCAUCAUCUCUGGUAGCACCGCCAUCACAGCUGGCUGGGGACGAACGGAACAAGGCAUUAAUUCCCUGACUCUAAAGAAGGUUAAGUUACCUUUCGUGGACCUGAACACCUGCAACCCACUCUAUCAAGGACAACUUGUGAACGGAAUGAUGUGCUUCGGCGGGGAUGGUGAACGUGACGCGUGCUUCGGAGACUCUGGAGGACCUUUGUUCAUAUCAAAGAGUGUCGCUACAUACACCGUGCUCGGGGUGGUGUCGACGGGAAUGCCGACGUGCGGGGUGACAGGUGUUCCGGCCAUUUACACCAACGUGGGUCUGUACCGAACUUGGAUCACCCAGAACCUCAGGCCCUAGAACCUCCCCUCCCCCUGAAUCUAGAACCAAUAGCAGUAGAACCACUCUCCCCCUGAAUCUAGAACCUACAUCCCUAGAACCUUCAGUCAUAAAAUCUUUGGCUCUACACUGUACUAAUGUACUUAGAACCUUUGGAAAAACGCAAUAAAAAUACUGUACUCCCCCUCACCGUACAACACUGCUCUGAUUUCUUUCGUAUGCAUAGCUGAGACGUCACGACCUGGGGAGUGACUCCUCAAGGUCGUGACGUCAACGAAUACAGUAACAAUGUCAUUAUUAACCUAUUUUUUGGAAGUCAUAAAUAUCAACUUUUGUUCAUUGUAUAAUGGUCUUGUUCCAUUUACUUGUAUGGUCAUAACGAAAAUGAUAACAAUUAUUUCUCACUCAUCUUUGAAACUAUACCAAACCCGAGUGAGUGAGUACAGCGCCAUCAAUGUGUAGGAACAGUCCAGCGACUUAUUCCAACAGUUCUGGAUCCUUGGCUUCCGUCAGGAGCUUUGGUUCGUUAUUGUACAAUGUACAUAUAUGGAUUGAAUUAAUAAAAUUUUACUUGUU